UUUUAGUCUUAGUCUUGAAAACCUGAAGUAUUGGUUUUUGUCUUGUAUUUUCUCGGUGUAUACAAAAAUUAUCAGCACAAUUGAUAGAUUAGUAAUUAAUAAUAAAUCGUUGAUCACCGCCACUUUCCGCUCUUACGUACAGUCUUAAAACAAAGGAAAUUAAUAGCAAGGAAAAAAAAAUUGUAAAAAUAAAAAGUUUAAGAAAUUGGAAGACCGGUAAAGGAGGAACCUGAGACAAGAUCGCUCAAAGGAAAACAAACAUUGAAAUAAGAGUGAACAAAAAGUAAAAAAACUGUUAAAAAAUACACGUGAACUAAAAGAUAUAUAAAUCGAACGGGUCUAUAGUAAUAGAAUCAGAGACUCAAAAAUAAUAAUAAUUGUAAUAAUAAGGACACCUGUUAUUAUUGGACAACAUUAUUAUACGGGCUUUAUUUAUAAAAAUAAAGCCACUAUUUUUAAAAACGCUUCAAAAUUAAAAGGAAAAAAAAAUACAUAAUUAAAGAUUACUCUGCUAAAACAAUUAAACGAUAGAAAAACGAAAGAGAGCGUGGUAUAUUCAACAUUAUAUCUUUUGGAGUGGGCACUAACAACACUACUCAGCAUUAUUAUAAAGAGAUGAUAAGCUAAUCAUUUUUGAGUGAAUUCCGAUGGAAUAUUCAAUAAUGAAACCAUCAAGGGGUAAAACACCAAACACUGUGAAUCAAAACUCUCCUACUAUCACUCAGCAAAAUUCAAUCAUUCCAGGAAAAUUUACAAUCACAGAUUGGUUAGAUGUGUGUGAAACUGAGAAUAUUGAAGAGCUUGUUGUUCAGAUAAUAAAUGAAGUGGUACAAAGUGCAUUGAAUAUAAUUUUUGAGAAAACGAUUGCAGAAAGAACACAAUUGUAUGCUGUCCUUGCACUUAAAUGGACUCUUAUUGAUAUUAUUGAGUGGCGUUUCUUUGAAAGUGCUCCUAGCCCAAAACAGUUAAUGAAUGAUUUAUUAUGGAAUGAAGACACAGAACCAUCUCCAUGUAAAAUUGAUAAUUGGGCAAAAGGUGCUGUUCCAUACAUUUCUUCUCCAAAUAAAGUUACUCAUUCAAGCCAAGAUAUUUAUUCAAACCAAGUAAUUCACUCAAAUCAAGUUAUUCGUUCAAUUCAAGAUGUUUAUUCAAACCAAGUAACUGAAAAGAUUGAUACAAGAUAUAAAAACAGAGAUGAUAAUAAUGAAAAUAUUAAAAGUGAGAUAUCUUUUAUAAAAGAUCUUAGUUUAAAAGAAGAUUGCAAGAUUUCCAAAAUUUCAGGAUCUAAUGAUUCAAAUGAGUUAGUUUCAAGUUUGAAAGACAAAGCUAGGUAUGAAGAAAAACCAUAUUUAUUACAGAACAAAGAAUUGCCAUUUAAAAAAGUUGUUUCUCCUGCUUCAAUAGAGUGCAAGAUGACAAAAGAUAUUUCACCAAAGAAAUUUCAAAAUAGAAAUACUAAUACUAAUUUAUUACCUUUUAAAGAUGUCAGUAAAUCAGCAAACUGUUCUUCAUUACUUAACCAAGUUGCCAAGCAAUCAGUAAAAUGUUCUUUAUCCAGAAGCAUUGAUAAUAAGAAUGCUGUCAAUACUCAAGCUGAUAAUAAAAUGUCAUAUGAAUCUAAUGUGAAUGCAUGUAUCACAGCUCAGCUAUCUUUACCUGACAUAACCAAUAACAUUAGAAACUUUGAUAAACAAGUCGCCAACACUACUAAUCGCUUUCAUAAUAAAAUAAAAGAUAAACAUAAUGGUUUUGAAAGAUUGAAUCUCAGUACUUUACCCAGAUACAGGGUUUGUCCUAAGUAUUCCAUUUGUGAUGAUAUAGAUGAUCAAGUUUAUACUAAAUUUCCAAGCACCAGAAGAGUCACUAAGUUAAAUACAACAAGCAUAUCAAUGGAUGUACACAGAAGACUAUCGCCACCUGCAUUAGUUGAUAUCAUUGAUGUUGCUGAGGGGGUUACCAUUAAAGAAGGAGAAUUUAUAAAAAAAAAAAGUCCUAAACUGAUAAAUUAUGUCACUAACAAUGAACGAGAAUGUUUGCUUUAUCCAAUAAGAAGUACUCCUUUACCAGUUCUUGUUAACUUAACAGAUGUGGUGGAUCAUUGUGCGACCGCCCGAAAGUUUACUGCCGCUUAGAAAAAAUUUUGCUGAACAGAAUUUUAAAAAUACAAACCAGUAGUUUAGUUGUAAAAGUAAGAAUGCCCUAGCCAAAAAAAAUAUUAAAAUAAAAAGUAUAAAAGUCCUAUUGGACCAAAAUUUGGACUUUGGAACAAAACAAAAAAAAAAGCUUUGAUAACUAUAAACACUUUUUUAACUAACGUGUUUUAAUUUAAUCAAUAGUUCAAAUCUGAGUUGUUUUUUUUGUUCUAAAUUUUUAUUGAAUCCUAUAGGUGUUUUUGUCUAGGGUGGGUUCUUCCUUUUUUUUUUUUUUUCAUUUGCCCCUUCCC
Hydra vulgaris (swiftwater hydra) is the source of this 2443-nucleotide messenger RNA. RefSeq lists its product as uncharacterized. Lineage: Eukaryota; Metazoa; Cnidaria; Hydrozoa; Anthoathecata; Hydridae. The record is from RefSeq and is a predicted model, not a curated record.